CUUUUUUAUAAAUAUACCUCUUGUCACUCACAAAACCAGAUCACUCUACUAAUUAAUAUAAUGGGCGCAGUGAAAUUUAGUUGUGUACUCAUCUUUUGCGCCAUAGUUGGGACGAUCACUACUUGUCUAGCCGCCGCAGCCCCGCCGCCGCUGCUAGAAGCCCAGAAGCUACACGAGGAAUGGAUGAAUGAGCACGGGCGGGUGUAUGAAACCCAGGAGGAGAAGGAGCUCCGGUUCGGAGUAUUCAAAGAGAACCUGGAGUUCAUUCAGGCCUUCAACGAGGUCAAGAACCGGACUUUCAAGCUGGGCGUCAAUCGCUUUGCUGAUUUAACUAAUGAAGAAUUCCGAGCCCUUAGAACCAAUGGAUACAAAAGUAGUCUUCUUAGUCACAGUCUUAUGAAUGCUGAUGGUGAUCUCCACAAAACCUUUAGAUACAGAAAUGUCACUUUGAUUCCGCGGGGUCUCAGCUGGAAGAGGAAAGGAGCUGUUACAAGCGUCAAGGAUCAAGGCAAAUGCGGGGGCUGUUGGGCAUUUUCCGCGGUGGCGGCUGUAGAGGGCAUACAGAAAAUCUCAACGGGUAAGCUAAGAUCACUCUCUGAACAAGAACUAAUUAGUUGCAGCAAAGGUGAGGCCACUCAGGGCUGCGGCGGAGGAUUGAUGGACGGAGCUUUCGAGUACAUCAUCAAGAACAAGGGUCUCACCGACACUCACAACUACCCAUAUAUAGCAAAAAACGGGACCUGUAAUAAGCUCAAGAAAUCCCGCAUUGCGGCCAAGAUCGCGGGCUACGAACGCGUCCCGGCUAACAACGAAGUGGCAUUGCUAAAGGCCGUGGCUAACCAACCGGUGUCCGUUGGGGUUGAGGCAGGCGGCCGGGCGUUCCAAUUCUACCAAAGAGGCGUCCUCUCUGGUCACUGCGGGACCGAGCUUGAUCACGGUGUGGCGAUCGUUGGGUACGGGAAAACGAAGCAAGGCACGAAGUAUUGGCUCGUGAAGAAUUCAUGGGGAAGUAAAUGGGGUGAAAAAGGUUUUCUUAGAAUGAAAAGAGGCAUUAAGGCUCGGGAGGGACUUUGUGGACUCGCCAUGAUGCCUUCCUAUCCAACCAUGGUUUAAUAACGUACUUUUUUUUGUUGAACUUUGUGAUUUUUUAUUUUAUGUGAUAUGUGUUAAGUUGGAGGUAUUGGUCCUAUCAAAGCCUUCAUUCCACUUUAUUUAUUAAGCUUGUGUCAUAUGUUUAUUCCUACUUUUCUUGCACCCGUGAUUAUUUUUCCUUGACCAAUUACUUGUCUGUUUACUCACCGAUUUGGCCCCCUAAUUUGUCUGUUGGAGUCUGUACCCUCUUUGUCCAUGUUGCCCGCGUUACUUUCUGUAUUGCGUGUGAGGCAAGAGAAACAAAGAGUGAGACAGAGAGUUUCCUCCUUGCCUUCCUUUGUGCGAGAGGUUCCAUUGUUCACUUCCUUUGUGCGAGAGGUAUCUUUGUGGAGAGAGUAAACAUGGUGAGUAGUGGAGUAGUCUAGCCAAGAGGUGUGUGUGUGUCAUGUGAGCCAUUGAGAUAGGUUGAAGACUUGAGCUCGAGACGGAAUAAAAACUCUACAAUAUGAUUUUAUUUUCACUAGUAUAGUACCCGUGCAUUCGCACGGGUCGUUAUUGUUUUGUAAAUUUUAAUUUGUUGCAAAUUAAUUCUUUUGUAUAUAUAUAUAUAUCGAGCCUUGCAAUUUUAUUCUUUUG
Molecule: messenger RNA, 1728 nt
Organism: Cuscuta epithymum
Lineage: Eukaryota; Viridiplantae; Streptophyta; Magnoliopsida; Solanales; Convolvulaceae
Source: the annotation of a GenBank genome assembly